UUGUGUGGGAAAUACAACAUUUCCCAGCAUUCAAGUUUAGCUGUCACCUGACGCGCUGUCAUUCUCUGUAAACAAGCCGCUAGUUUUCCUGGCAAUCGCAUUCGUACAGAGCUAACGGGAGCGGAUUCAUCGCACAUUCAAAGUGACAUUUCUGCAAGGAUGGCAUAUGUGAAAAGUGGAUGGCUUCUAAGACAGAGCACCAUUCUGCGACGCUGGAAGAAGAACUGGUUUGAUCUGUGGUCUGAUGGUCGCUUGAUUUUUUAUGAUGACCAAUAUCGGCAGGACAUGGAGGACCAAAUACACAUGAAGGUUGACUGUAUCAAUGUCCGCACUGGGCCUGCGUGCAGAGAUCUUACCCCACCAGAGGGUAAAGGACGGGAUUCCCUACUGCAGAUCGUGUGCAGAGACGGAAGGGUCAUCAGCAUCUGCGCAGACGGUGCAGACGAUGCCUUGGCAUGGUCAAUGGCCCUGCAGGAUGCCAGAAUGAAUUCGGUGCUCACCGAACCUCAGAUUGGUUUCUCUGAGGAGGUGGUGGCCUCAGCCCCUCCCCCGUACACCGAGUUUGUUCCCGCUUACCAGGUGUAUGACCAGGGCCACCAUGGUGCCUAUGGCCCGCCUCCUCCUCCUCCUCCUGGAACACAGGUGGUUUACGGCUCUGAUGGACAGCCUUACGCCGUGGCGUACCCCUAUCAGUACCAAGGCAGUUACCCUCCUCGAGGAGUGAAUCAUGUGAUCAUUCAGGAACGUCGCCAUGACAACGGGGGCGACAUGGCACUAGGCAUGCUCACUGGAGCUGUAACGGGCAUGGCACUGGGCUCCCUUUUCUCUGUGUUUUAGUGUCUCUAUGGCAACCCUACCCCCCUUAAACACAGCUCACACGUAACCUUCUCACACUACUGCUCUAAUGUGGCGGAAACCAACUACUUCCUGGUAGCGAGGCUGGUAUACGUUAGCUGCUCCACUCCACAUGUCUGUGAUGUUCCAGUGAAGUGCUCCAUUGCCCUUUACCAAGGCCUUUAAAUGUAUGAACGCUCUAGCAUUUCCUGUCCAGUAGCCUGUGACUCAUUUCUACUUAAUGACUAUGAGAAAAGAGAAUUUGCCUGGUUAUUAAUGAUUCUGUAGUGAGGAAAAUAAUAUGUAAAAUAGCUUAAACACGUUGGUUCCUCUCAGCACUGUAGCUCUUAUUGGAGUACUUAAAGUAACAUAACAGAACUACUGGCAGAUAAUGAUAAGCAGGGUGUUCAAAAAUAGAAGUGCAAUUCCAGCAAAAGGUUUAUCGCUCAGACUGUACUAGCUAAUUUCUUUCUUGUGGCUGUUUGUCAUCUUACUGCUGAUCCAGAUGAUAAUGUCUGAGAUUUCAACCCAGGUUUUAAAAAAUCAUUCCAUGUACUUGCUUUUGAGCUAUGUAUACUGCCUGUAGAAGGUCUUAAAUUAUUAUUAUUUUUAUUUAUUUUGAUUUCAGUUACUGUUAUUACUGCAUCUGUUUGUACACUCCUUCCCAGCUGUGGUUGUGAUUCUUUAAGUAGGAGAGAAAUUCGAUGUUCUGCAUUAUGUACUAUUUAUUAAUAUUAGAGUUGUCAUGAAUAAAAUAAUGUAAUCUGGAGUUGUUAAUGGAGAUAAAUAGGACUUAAAAGCUCUGUGCAUUGGUGCAGUUCUGCGCAAAAGAAAAUCAUGUUACAUACAGUGUGGUAGUUUACUGUAUUUUAAGAUUUUACGCAAAAAAAAACGUUCUCUCACUUUAUUCAAGACAUCAGUUGCAGUAGUGUCUUUUUUGUUGAAAUGCAUUUUCUUGUUCAUUCUAGCGGCAGCUAUCAAAAAGUAGCAUUUGAUCAGCUAAAGUUGCUAGGAGAUGAUGGGGAAAAAACAUUGGUUCUUUGAUAUAGGUUGUGCAGUGUAAAGUGCAUUGCAGGUGAUAAAUAUUUGUGGUUUUCUUAAAUGCCUCAAGCCAUUAAUGUUCACCUAAAACAUACUGUACACAAAAAAUGUGCAUAUGUAUUUAUUGAGUUGUAUACCUUUUCUUCAUGUGUUUUUGUUGUCUGGGGAAUUACGUUGUGUGCUUAAAUAAGGCAGGGCUACAGCUAUUAGACGGGGUUAUUUUCUACACUUUCUAAUGACGCUUGGUAAGUCUAGAGGGCUAAACUAAUAAUAUGCUUUACGCUACUGCUGUGUUCUGGCCAAAAUCUAUAUUUUAAUAAAGUUAAUAAAUCCACUGCUUGCUACCACAAUUCACAAGAAUGUAGCUGAAAAAAAUGUAAUAUGUAACCUAUUGCACAUUUACCUCUCACUGUUGGCAAAAAGUGACAUCUGUCUAGAAGAGCGACUACUUUGAAUGCUGCCAGAUAAACCUGUUAUAUAAAAAUAAUUUCCUGAGAUGUUGUGGCCUUCCCUUUAACCUGGCAUGAUUCUGUUCUAAAACGGAACAGACCACGGUUAAUGAUUUGCUUUACCUGCUGUGUAACAUGCAUAGUCAGUGCCUUAACAGGGCAUUGGAUAAUAUUCUGGACAUCUCGUGUGGAACCGUAAAGAUUGUGAGGACUGGUCUGCUUUGCCCUUUCCUACUCUGGUCUAAUGCGUGCCCUGUGCAUCUGGUAGAUUGCAUGUUGUAUCUGAUGUCACCGUGGAUAAAGAAGGGAGAUGGUUAUAUAGGGUCUGCAUUAUUCCACCCUUGGAACACCCAUCUGUUUUGUACUCAAGAGGAUGAAAGGGAAGCUUUUCUAGAGAUUUUCUGCUGUGAUGUAAUGUUACAAAGGAGGGGAUGUUCAGUCCAGCCUUUUCAUUUAUAAGUGAAGCUUUUCUGUCUUUGAAAAUCUUUUCUUUUCCCCUCGGUCUUUAAAAUGUUCUAAAAUUCUACUCUUAUUUGACAUUAAAGCAUUUAAAAAGAA
Messenger RNA from Anguilla anguilla (European eel), 2882 nucleotides. RefSeq names its product pleckstrin homology domain containing, family B (evectins) member 2 (gene plekhb2). Gene Ontology annotation, biological process: regulation of cell differentiation. The coding region runs from base 160 to 837 and encodes 225 amino acids. Gene Ontology annotation, cellular component: membrane. The record is from RefSeq and is a predicted model, not a curated record. NCBI's taxonomy places the organism in Eukaryota, Metazoa, Chordata, Actinopteri, Anguilliformes, Anguillidae. The transcript is spliced from 8 exons.